Messenger RNA from Zingiber officinale, 849 nucleotides. RefSeq lists its product as uncharacterized. The record is from RefSeq and is a predicted model, not a curated record. Lineage: Eukaryota; Viridiplantae; Streptophyta; Magnoliopsida; Zingiberales; Zingiberaceae. Bases 1 to 849 code for a protein of 282 amino acids. The transcript is spliced from 2 exons.
AUGCCUUUUCAGCCGCCAACCAGGGAGGAGCUUUCUCCCUCUGAUACCUUCGCCGACGACCGACGAAGCAGCCGGCGUUGCCCUCCUCCUCUCCUCUACCUCCUUUUCAUUCCAACGCCGCCACCGGAAAAAGGGGAGCGGUUCAUGCCUGGGGUUUCCGCCGCCGACACCAAGCAGAGGGAUGAUGCUGCAAGAAAAAAAGGCUUGUCACCACUACAAAAAUGCAUGGUUGUGAUUCGCCAAUUGUCUUAUGGAGCCCCAGCCGACCAUCUUGAUGAGUACCUACGCAUGGGUGAAUCAAUCGCCAUCAAGUGUCUGUUCAAGUUCUGCGGUUAUGUGGUUGAACUAUUUGGUGAUCGAUACUUGAGAAGGGCAAAUGCUGAUGAUGUUCAACGUCUUCUUCAAAUGCAUAAUGAGAGGCACGACUUCCUUGGAAUGUUGGGCAGCCUUGAUUGCAUGCAUUGGAAAUGGAAAAACUAUCCAGUUGCUUGGAAAGGCCAGUUUACAAGAGGUCAUGGAUCACCAACAAUCAUACUUGAAGCGGUCGCGUCUCAAGACUUGUGGAUAUGGCAUGCAUUCUUUGGUGUCGCAGGUUCACAUAAUGAUAUUAAUGUGUUGUACGAAUCUCACAUAUUCAAUAAUGUCUUGCAAGGAAAUGCCCCGGAGAUUAAUUUCACGGUCAAUGGGACUCAAUAUACAAUGGGGUAUUAUCUAACAGAUGGAAUAUAUCCAGAAUGGACUACUUUCGUGAAGGCUUUUCGUUGCCCGGAAGAUCCCAAGAGGAGGUUGUUUAAGGAAAGACAAGAGGCUGCAAGAAAAGAUGUUGAACGAGCAUUUGGGGUGCUCUAA